This is a messenger RNA of Laccaria bicolor S238N-H82, 210 nucleotides long. RefSeq lists its product as uncharacterized. The transcript is spliced from 7 exons. NCBI's taxonomy places the organism in Eukaryota, Fungi, Basidiomycota, Agaricomycetes, Agaricales, Hydnangiaceae. The coding region runs from base 1 to 210 and encodes 69 amino acids. The record is from RefSeq and is a predicted model, not a curated record.
AUGCACCAUUUACCAGACAUGCGAUCGCAGCUCUUGUUUUUUAUAUUUACUAUGGAUCAAGUUGAAAAUUUGAACUAUGGAGGUUGGGAACUGUUUCUCACGCUUUUUGGGCCAGAAGAGUUGGGAAAUGUUUCCCACGCUCUUUCGGCCACAAGAGUUGGGAGAUGUUUCCCACGCUCUUUGGGCCACAAGAACUACAAAAGUUUGUAG